AUGGCUACACCUUUGUCAGCAAGGGCACGGUGCGGGCUUUCAUCAAAGAUCUCCAGCACGAGGCUGCCAGUGCAAGGCGUCCACGUGCCCGUUUUCCUGGGUGCGGUUGACCUUCGAUCGAUGAACAAGACUUACUACUACGACCACCGGGUCUACGUGGUGCACUUGACAUUUUUGUCCUGGGGAGGCUGCAGCGUCGACGGAGCGCAGAGGGCUGGCGACAUGGGCAGGUCGCUCGAAGGCGAGGCCAUUCGGUCCUUGAGAGCCAUGCAUCGAGAGCGCGUGGUCCACAAAGACGUGAGGCUCGCAAACAUGUUAUUCAAUCCCGAGACCGGCGGGAUUAUGGUGAUCGACUUUGAACGGGCUUUGCUGCUCAACCCGCCUCGACGUCCGCUGGCGCAGCUGGUGCCGAACAAGCGAGCGUGGCAGUCGGAGACGAUGGAUGGCAAGAAGGUAACUGGUGAUUCGAGCAAGCGAAGUCGGUCAAGUCAAAGCUUUUUAGAGGAUAUCCGGUUGGCAAAGACGGCGUUCUUGGAGUGGAAUGCUAAGCCAUAG
Molecule: messenger RNA, 555 nt
Organism: Fusarium poae
Lineage: Eukaryota; Fungi; Ascomycota; Sordariomycetes; Hypocreales; Nectriaceae
Exons: 1
Coding region: 1-555 (184 amino acids)
Biological process (GO): protein phosphorylation
Molecular function (GO): protein kinase activity
Source: RefSeq, a predicted model, not a curated record